Papaver somniferum (opium poppy) is the source of this 1488-nucleotide messenger RNA. RefSeq lists its product as uncharacterized. The transcript is spliced from 6 exons. NCBI's taxonomy places the organism in Eukaryota, Viridiplantae, Streptophyta, Magnoliopsida, Ranunculales, Papaveraceae. Bases 1 to 1488 code for a protein of 495 amino acids. The record is from RefSeq and is a predicted model, not a curated record.
AUGGAAAGGUUGGAGACUCUUGGAAAUAAUAACAACAUCCCUGAUCCUGAGUCAUUGGCAAAUGAGUUCAACAAAACAAUGAAGGUGAACAUUAAGUACCAUACAGCCUGGAGAGCAAGAAAUAUUGUGUUGCUGAAUCUUUAUGGCAGCUAUGAGGAGCAGUACAAGAAAAUUCCUGCAUUAUGUGAAAUGGUGAAGGUAACAUUGAAAAAAAUGUAUGCAUGUGUGGCUAGUUUCUCAUAUGGAAGCACAGACAAUACAUUCUUGUCAAUGACACUCUGCUUCAAGCCUUCAUUGGAUGGAUGUAGGAAAAUCAUUGGAUUGGAUGCUUGUCAUUUGUAUGAGAAGUAUGGUGGUGUGUUAAUGGUUGCAACAGGUCUAGAUGUUCAGAAUGGUUUAGUUUCUCUUGGUAUAAUGGUGUGUAGGAAUGAAACCAUUGAGAACUGGAAGAUAUUUCUCAAAGACUUGAAAGCUAUACUGGGUGAAGACUUGCAUUUCACCAUUAUGUCAGACAAGCAGAAGGGGAUUAGUGAAGCUUGUGACAAAUACUUCUGCUUGGAUGAGCACAGAGUAUGUUUCAGACAUUUGAUGAAGAAUUUCAAGAAGUAUUUCAAGUCAUUCAGCUUACACACUCAUUUUUGGAAUGCUGCCAAAUGUUACAAGAAGAGACACUAUCAGCAACACAUGGAUAAGUUGUUUGCUGAGGAUGAAAAAGCUGCAAUGUAUCUCCUAGAUCAAAAACCUGAAUGUUGGUCUAGGUGUCAUUUCUCAAAUGAUAGCAAGUGUGAGCACAUUAACAAUAAUUUCUCAGAAUCUUUCAACAACAUGGCCAAGCCCUUCAGGGAUAAGCCUAUCAUUACACUUGGACAAAUCUACUGUGACCCUGUGUACAGUGUGGAAUAUUACAAAAAUACAUAUGCUCCAGAGUUUGAACCACUGUCAGAUGAAAUUGACUGGAAUAUACUGGUAGAGUUCAUUAAUCCUCAUGUUAUCAUAAUCAAAACUAGAAGGCCAAGGAAGAAGAGGAUUCCUUCUUAUGAUGAAGCUGGAAGUGUGAAGAAAAUGAGAAAGUGUAAGAAGUGUGGAAUUUAUGGUCACUAUGCAGUAACUUGUGGUGGUGCAGAGGUUGGAAAGAAUCCAAAGGGAAACAAGCCUAGAACCUGUGUUGAUGGCUCAACAUCAACACCUUAUGUCCCUGAACCAUCAAAAAGAAAGUACAAAAGAAAGAAACCAGUUGCUAGUGCUUCUGCAGGUGCAUCUACUACUGCUAAGGAUGGAAUGAAGAACAACAACAGUUCCAAAACAUGUGUUGGUGAAUCUUCUAAACAAGGUGCUGCAAAAUCAGGCCAAGGGAGUAAGAGAAAAGCUUCUUCUCAACCUGCUUUCAAUCAGACUAACAAACAUGUUGGAUCUGUCAACAACAAAGUCACCUUCACAGUUGCAGAUCCAAAGGGAAAGAAGAAACCAAAGAAUUACAUGAAAAUAUGA